AACUCUUUGUAGCGUGGAGUUCGCAUGUCAGCUUACUUGAUUGAUAUAGUACAUUUGACAUCCUGCAUCCGAGGCUCAGUUGAGCCGAGUGCGAUAUAUACUUCAAGCUAACACAGACUUCAAUGCACCCUCCUCCUUUGUAUACCUGGUCUUAUCCAACGAUGCUCGAUAAUGGACCCGGACUUUACUUGGCAGUGUCAGCCUUGAUGAUAGCUGUCUUAAGCUACAGUCGAAAAUAUUGGCUCAAUCAUUCGCAUCCUCCCCUGCCGCCUGGUCCUACCCCCCUUCCAGUACUGGGAAAUGUUCUCAGUCUUGAUUCUGCUCGGCCUUGGCUGACCUUCAAUGCCUGGAGAUCCACAUAUGGUGACAUUAUCUAUGCUCGUCUCCUCAACAAGCCUGUCGUGGUCGUUAAUUCUGAGGAGGUCGCUAAAGACCUCUUUGAACGGCGUUCAAGCAUAUAUUCAGAUAGACCCCAAUCAAUUGUUUACGAAGCUUUCGCUUCAGAUUUUAACACGGGGUUCAUGCCAUAUGGAAACAGGUGGCGCCUUCACCGACGAAUAUUUCAUCAGGCAUUUCAUCAAGCUGCUACACCUGCUCAUCAAGCCGUGCAACUCCGUUCCGCCCGCAAAAUGCUGUCCAGUUUUCUACAGGACCCUGACAAUUAUCCAGACCAUUUUCAGAUGUUUACUUUGACAUUCAUGCUGUCUAUAAUAUAUGACUGUGAAGGCAAAGCUGAGGACGACCACGUUGCCCACGCAAUCACAAAGUAUGGGGAACUUAUAGUCGAUGUUUUCGCGCCAACUGCUAUGACAUUGAUGGAAACAUUCCCUUUCCUUUUGAAGCUACCUACUUGGUUUCCCGGUGCCACAUUUAAGCAAGCAUCACUCAAGUGUAUCCAAGCAGGCCAUGACGUGAAGGAGAUACCCUUUCAAUAUGUCAAAGAGAGGAUGUCUGCCAAUGACAUGGGGCCGUGCUUGGUAGCUGAUGCCUUGAACAAGACCGGUCAAGAGGACGUCGUCUAUACAACUGCAGUUAAGGAGGCUGCUUCCGUUGCAUUCACAGCGGCGACUGAGACAAGCACUGCCACGUUACUUGUGUUCCUUCUUGCUAUGGUGCUCAACCCGGAGAUACAAGCCAAAGCGCAGGCAGAGAUUGAUCGAGUCGUUGGCAAAGAUAGACUUCCUAAUUUCAAUGAUAGACCAGCAUUACCUUACCUAGAGGCUGUUUUGCGUGAAACACUCAGGUGGCACCCAGUGGUUCCAAUGGGUAUCCCACACGCAACAACAACCAGUGACAUCUACAAUGGCUAUUUCAUCCCUAAAGGUGUUGCUGUAUUUCCAAAUGCAUGGAAAGUCCCUGCUACCCUUAUCCUGAUAUAUCCAAAUAACGAAACCUUUAGGGCAAUGACACACGAUACAACGAAAUACCCCAGUCCCAACGAAUUCAAACCGGAAAGAUUUUUCCAAGCAGACGGGUCUCUCAACAACGACAAUAUGCAUUUAGGCUUCGGUUGGGGUCGCCGGAUUUGUGUGGGACGGUAUGUCGUAGACGCCUCACUCUGGAUCGCGAUGGCAAAUUUCCUGGCAUCUUUCUCGGCCCACAAUGCUCUUGAUGAACAUCCCAGUCGUUCCGAAGUUCACCACUGGUUUCACAAUUCGUCCGGAGACAUUUCCCUGUCGCAUUCUCCAGCGAUUCCCUGA
This is a messenger RNA of Suillus discolor, 1700 nucleotides long. Its product is annotated as cytochrome P450. Gene Ontology annotation, molecular function: monooxygenase activity; oxidoreductase activity, acting on paired donors, with incorporation or reduction of molecular oxygen; iron ion binding. The coding region runs from base 123 to 1700 and encodes 525 amino acids. The transcript has 13 exons. NCBI's taxonomy places the organism in Eukaryota, Fungi, Basidiomycota, Agaricomycetes, Boletales, Suillaceae. The record is from RefSeq and is a predicted model, not a curated record.